AUUAUAAUACAACUAAAUGUAGUAGAUAAUCUUAGCUUAAAGUCGCAUCCCAUUAACAUAUUGCCCAGCGUGAUUCAGCCAGACAUAAAACGAGCGGCUAGUAUUGCUUGUGAAGCAUGGAGAGCCAGAGCGACGUCCCGCUCAUCUCCGAGCUGCCGGAGCAGAGGGGAGGAGGCAGGAUCCCCGGACUGGCCAAGGACGUAUGGGUGGAAUCCAAGAAGCUGUGGGUGGUCGCCGGCCCGGCCGCGUUCACGAGGCUGACGUUCUACGGCAUGACCGUGGUCAGCCAGGCCUUUGCCGGCCAUAUCGGUGACCUCGAGCUCGCCGCCUUCUCCAUCGCCGCCACCGUCAUUUCCGGCCUCAGCUUUGGCUUCUUUGUUGGUAUGGCGAGCGCAAUGGAGACGCUCUGCGGCCAAGCCUACGGUGCCAGGCAGUACCACAUGAUGGGCAUCUACCUGCAGCGCUCGUGGCUCGUCCUCCUCGGCGUCGCCGUGCUCCUCACUCCGACGUACAUCUUCAGCGGGCCGCUGCUCGCCGCGCUGGGCCAGCCCGCCGAGCUGUCGCGCCAGGCGGGGUCGGUCGCCCUGUACCUGCUCCCGCUGCACUUCGUCUACGCCAUCAUCCUGCCGCUAAACAAGUUCCUGCAGUGCCAGCGUAAGAACUGGGUCGCCGCGGUGACCACGGCCGCGGUGUUCCCCGUGCACGUCGCGGCGACCUGGUUGCUGGUGCGCCACUUCCGGCUCGGGGUCUUCGGAGCCGCGACUGCGCUCGCCGUGUCCUGGGGGCUCGCCACGGCGGGGCUGCUCUCGUAUGCCUUCGGCGGCGGAUGCCCGGAGACGUGGAGGGGAUUCUCGGCGUCGGCGUUCGUGGACUUGAAGGACUUCGUCAAGUUGUCCGCGGCGUCUGGUGUUAUGCUCUGCUUGGAGAAUUGGUACUACCGGAUAUUGGUUUUCCUGACGGGCUACGUGAAGAACGCCGAACUGGCUGUGGAUGCGCUGUCUAUCUGUAUAAGUUAUGCUGGAUGGGAGAUGAUGAUUCAUUUGGGAUUCUUAGCAGGCACUGGGGUGAGGGUAGCUAAUGAGCUGGGUGCGGCCAACGGACUAGGCGCAAAGUUCGCAACAAUCGUGUCCAUGACGACAUCCUUUCUGAUCAGCCUCUUCAUUAGUUCGUUGGUACUGAUUUUCCACGACAAACUCGCGAUGGUCUUCUCGUCAAGUGAAGCCGUCAUCCGUGCAGUGGACAGCAUUUCCAUCCUGCUAGCCCUCACCAUCCUCCUCAAUGGAAUCCAACCUGUGCUAUCUGGAGUCGCUGUUGGUUCAGGGUGGCAAGCGCUAGUUGCUUAUGUAAACAUUGGGAGCUACUACUUGAUUGGUGUUCCUUUUGGUUUUCUGCUAGGAUGGGGCUUCCACCAUGGGGUCCAAGGAAUUUGGGUUGGAAUGAUCGUUGGCACAAUGGUGCAGACUCUGAUUCUAGCAUGUAUCGUUCUACAAUGUGAUUGGAAUGAUGAGGCACUGAAAGCUAGUAGCAGAAUGCGGAGGUGGAGCAGGCACAAAUGAGAUUCAUCUUUCAUUCGUAUCAGGAAAGAGCGUAUAUAUUAAUGGUGUGUAUGGUUAGACCGUAGUAAAAAAAAAAAAAGCUGCUGUGAGCUGUGAGCUGUGAAAAGCUGCUGUGAAAAAGCUGUUGUGGGAAAAACAGAAGACCAUUUGGUUAGAGCAGCUGUGAACUGUGAAAAACUGUGUGCCGUGGGUGAAAUACCUGUAAUACCUUUGAAGGUUCGUGGGACUAUCUAUAUACCCCUGAUACCCUAA
Molecule: messenger RNA, 1808 nt
Organism: Panicum hallii
Lineage: Eukaryota; Viridiplantae; Streptophyta; Magnoliopsida; Poales; Poaceae
Product: protein DETOXIFICATION 27-like
Exons: 8
Coding region: 117-1556 (479 amino acids)
Biological process (GO): xenobiotic detoxification by transmembrane export across the plasma membrane
Cellular component (GO): membrane
Molecular function (GO): xenobiotic transmembrane transporter activity; antiporter activity
Source: RefSeq, a predicted model, not a curated record